Molecule: messenger RNA, 2097 nt
Organism: Tetrahymena thermophila SB210
Lineage: Eukaryota; Ciliophora; Oligohymenophorea; Hymenostomatida; Tetrahymenidae
Product: ABC-type multidrug transport system, ATPase and permease component
Exons: 1
Biological process (GO): transmembrane transport
Cellular component (GO): membrane
Molecular function (GO): ATP hydrolysis activity; ABC-type transporter activity; ATP binding
Source: RefSeq, a predicted model, not a curated record
AUGAGUGAGAAAAAGAACAAAACCAAAGAAAUUAGCAUGGGUAUUCUUUAAGAGGAAGAUUUUUAUUCUCUAAAUACUUAAAAGACUGGAUCAUUAUUCUUAAAUUUGAAUAGUUAGGAUACCACAGAUGUAGAAGAAAAGAACAAUUACCAUACUAUAAUUAACUAUUCAAACAUAAAUGAAAAAAAUUAUUUUAAUAAUGUUGUUGAAGAGUAUACCUUUGAAAGAAACAAUAAUAUUGAAUAUCAAAAAGUUAUAUAAAAAGAAAUUAAAAUAGAUUACAAAGAAAAAGAUGAAGAAAAGUAUGGUUAUAUUGGGAAAAAGUAAAAUGAGUAGAAAUUUGAUUGGAAAUAGUAUAAGAAGCUACUAGACUAUAUUUUGAGAGAAAAAUGGCUAGUUUUUAUUAUUUAUGCACCCUUUUUAAUUUCAACAGCAAGUUAAGCUUUAAUUCCUUAUAUGAUCGGUAAAUUACUCAAAGAAGUUACUAAAUCAGGCUCUGACUCAAAUGUCAAAUCUACAAGCCUUAUACUUUUAGGUUUGAUUUUUAUUACUUGCUUCUUUGGUUUCUUUAGGGCUUUAUAUACUAACCUUUUAGGAAGUAAAGUUUAUAUGUAUUUGAAAAGAGAUAUCUUCAAUAAAUUUAUUGGUUAUGAUAUUGCUUUCUUUGAAAAAAAUAAAACUGGUGGUUUAAUUAGCCGUUUAAGCAGAGAUGUUCAAACUGUGAAAGCUUUAGUCAGCCUUAAUUCUAACAUGCUACUGCGUAAUUUUUUGCUUUGCAUAGGUAAUAUAAUUAUGCUUUUUGUAUUAAGUUGGAAAGUAACUCUAUCUAUUAUUCCCUUAAUCCCAAGUUACUAUUUUAUUACAUAGUAUUAUUCUUUUAAGAGCAAGUAAAUUGAAAAGAAAAUCAGUGAUAUAAAUGCCAUAUCAAGUGAGCUUGCUGAAGAAGUCUUUACUGGAAUUAUGACUGUGAAAUCAUUCGGUUAAGAGGAAUAUGAAAAAAAACGUUUUGAAAAACUGUUAGAAGAUGAAUAUGCUGAAAAUAAAUCACAAGGAAUGCUUAGUGCUAUAUUUUUUACUGUUAGCAAUUAUUUCUUAUCAAAUAUUGGUAUUUUGAUUGUUUUAUGGUAUGGAGGUUAUGUUGUAGUUAAUCAUUAAGAUGAUCUUUCAUCUGGUGAUUUAGCUUCAUUUAUCUUAUAUACAACUUCACUUGCUAGUAACUCAUCUUCUAUAUCCUAUGGACUAGGAGCAAUUAUAUCUGCAACAGGGGCACUAGAACGUAUUUUUGAAUUAAUGUAAUAUGAUUCUAGUAUUAAAAAUGAUUCUGGCUAAGAAGUAGUCGCUAUUAAGGGAUCAGUCUAAUUUGAAAAUAUUUCAUUUAACUAUCCUUCAAAUCAAGUAUAAGUAUUAAAUGGUAUUAAUCUAUCAAUUACUCCAGGUGAAUGUGUGGCUUUUGUUGGUACUUCUGGAAGUGGUAAGAGUACAAUAAUAAAGUUAAUUGAAAGAUUUUAUGAUACUUCCAUAGGAUAAGUUUUAAUUGAUGAUCUCAAUGUAAAAGAUAUCAAAAUUUCAAGUUUAAGAAAACAUAUUGGUCUAGUUAGCUAAGAACCUAUGCUCUUUAGUGGGUCAAUAAUUGAUAAUAUUGUAUAUGGAGUUGAAAAAUAUACUAUUGAAGAAGUUGAUAGAGCUUGUGCUAUGGCUGGAGUUGAUGAAUUCCUAAAAGAUAGAACUUUAUUCCCAAAAGGCUAUGAUACAUUUGUUGGAGAAAAAGGUACAAAACUGUCUGGAGGUUAAAAGCAGAGAGUAGCUAUAGCAAGAGCAUUAAUAAAACACCCUUAGAUUUUAAUUUUUGACGAAGCUACAAGUGCUUUAGAUGCAGAAAGUGAAUAUCUAGUACAACAAUCAAUAGAUUCACUUAUAUAAAACAGGACUAUGACUAUCAUAGUUAUUGCACAUAGAUUAUCAACAAUUAAAAACUGCUCGAAAAUAAUAAUGAUGCAACAAGGAAAAAUAGUAGAGUCAGGAACUCACGCUUAACUUAUUCUUAACAAUGGCCUCUACAAAGCUUUGGUUGAGAGAUAGCUUUCUCAUAAAAUUUGA